Messenger RNA from Rotaria sp. Silwood1, 997 nucleotides. The record is from the annotation of a GenBank genome assembly. NCBI's taxonomy places the organism in Eukaryota, Metazoa, Rotifera, Eurotatoria, Philodinida, Philodinidae.
AUGUAUAUAUUUUAUGUUACAGGUACUUUGCCAAAUAUAAAUGCUCGAGCAUUGAACGUUUCAAACUCAAGUGAAAUAUAUAUUAUAACUAGUUUUGAUUUUUCAGCUACUACGAAUUCAAAUUCUAUAUCUACUGUUCAAACAAGCGAAGCUACAAGUAGUAGUUCAACUCCAAGUAUAACCACAGAUAUACUUCAUAAUGGAACAUAUAUUAUAACAGGCACCUACUCUAUAACAACCGCGGGAACUAUUCAAACUAUAACUUCCAUAACAACUGCUAAUACUACGCCAUUCACUCCUAUUUCUUGUGACAACUCAACUCACAUUACAUGGACUAAUGGUACUUGUGUUACAAGAGAAUUUGCACAAACAUCUUCCAUCCUUACGAUAUUCAGUAAUUCUUCUAAUGAUACUGAAAAAGCCAAUGCUCUUUCAAUAUACAUAACUGCAAUUACUAACUCGAAUGUAACAUCAAAUUCAAAUAAUACUUUAACAGUUAAUCAAAUUAAUCAAGUAGUUGGUAAUUUAACCAAUGAUAAUUAUACAGUAAAUACUAAUGAUACAAUUCUUAUCAUAACAAGACCAAAUCGAGAACCUAAUGAAAAAACUACAAUAGGUGUUUCAUUUCAAGAAGAUGUUGGUGGUACAGUUGUUGAUACUAGAAAUAAAAAUUAUGUAACCAAUUCAAAUUUCUCUGCAGCGGGUAUUGUUACUGUUGGAUCAUUAAGUGAGGCUAAAUCUUUCAAUAUGUUUAUUAUAAAUGAUCCAACUCCAUUUGAAAAUUUUGAUAAUACAAGUAAUAGAACACUUUCAUCAUCAAUGAUUUUUGCUACAAUACAAGGAACACAAGUGAAUCGUACGAAAAUAUCUAUUGAUUUAUAUUUUCAAGUUUUAAAACCACCUAAAUCAACUGAAGAUGUCAAAUAUUUGUGUACAUUUUAUGAUACAAAUACUUCACAAUGGAAUGAAUAUGGUUGUACAAUACCUCAAUAUAAUA